GUGACUGAAUAACACUAAACUAACAAGGAGCUAGCUACCUGAGCCUGAGCCUGAGUCUCUGCGCGUGUGUGUGCUGUUGAUCUCAUCCUCAUCUGAUUGGGAUUUGGGAUGGCUCUUUCUUCGUUUGUGGUUAAUCGCCCUCCCCUACUUCGUCUUCAUGAAAACCUACCUUUACCAUUUGCUCCGCAAUCCCAAACCCAGCCCAAGCUGAAAUUUCCAUCCGUUGGAAUUCGAUGUUCCUCCUCAACUUUCAACGACAAAACCCUCAUUUCCCUCACCACUCAAACUUCCACACACAAUAACCACCCUCUCCUUUGUCGCGCUCGCUCUUCCAAGUUUCCAGGACAGGAGAGCAACAAAUCAUAUGUAGAAGCCUAUGCCAUAGGGCGACAUAUUCGUAUGUCUGCUAGCAAAGCUCGAAGAGUAGUCGAACAGAUUCGGGGACGUAAAUAUGAUGAAACACUGAUGAUAUUAGAACUCAUGCCUUACAGAGCCUGUGAAGCCAUUCUUCCAAUAGUGUUUUCGGCAGGAGCAAACGCUAGCAAUAACUUGGGUUUAAGCAAAGCAAGUUUAAUUAUUAGUAAAGCUGUGGUUGAUGAAGGGAGAACUAUGAAAAGGAUGAGGCCUUGUGCACGAGGGCGGGCUCAUCAAAUUCUAAAGCGCUCUUGUCAUAUAACCAUCGCAGUAAAAGGUUUACCUAGUGAGGCUGUCGUGGAAGCAAAUCCUGCUUAAUCCUAUUUGGGACAAAAAUGUGUGCCUUAUUAUGAAUCUCCUCCAACCAUUACAUUUCUUGAAAAUUUCUGCAUUUUGAUAUUAUGUUUCUCAUUUUAUACAAUGGCUCUUAAGAGAGGAGUAAUUGAGUAUGUGGUAAGUGUACGUCUAUGUAAGAGCUGUUUGAAUGUUUUAUUUAAUAGUGCUGAAAAUGAAAUGUUUUAGCAUUGAAACUUGACAAUAUAUUCCACUUGUUGUACCAAGGGGAAUAUCGUGAAUGCUUAGGCUAUAUGAAGUUGAAAUCUGCAAGUUGAUGAUCACGUUUCAUGUAAUGCAUUUUCCUGUUCCACUUAUAAUCGGCU
Messenger RNA from Gastrolobium bilobum, 1073 nucleotides. RefSeq names its product large ribosomal subunit protein uL22c-like. Gene Ontology annotation, biological process: translation; ribosome assembly. The coding region runs from base 109 to 732 and encodes 207 amino acids. The transcript has 2 exons. Gene Ontology annotation, cellular component: large ribosomal subunit; ribosome. The record is from RefSeq and is a predicted model, not a curated record. Gene Ontology annotation, molecular function: structural constituent of ribosome. Lineage: Eukaryota; Viridiplantae; Streptophyta; Magnoliopsida; Fabales; Fabaceae.